ACACACACACAGAGGCAUCUCGUCCGAGGCUCGCGGAGGGAGGACGGAGGGACUCAGAGCGGCUCCGCACAUCGCAAGAGGAGGAGAGGGAGAAGGAUGCUCCAGUAUAAGCAGUAACAUCUCGCCCGCUCUCUCGUUCAGUCCCCGUUCUCUUCUUUGGCACUCAUUUUGUGGAUAAAAACAAACAAAAGAAAACAAAACAAAAAACAAAUAGGGGGAUUGCCACUAACUGGACUGGACCACCAGGCUGCGGAUGUUUUAUUUCUCGGCUGUGGAAGGAUUUUUUUUUGGUUCCUCGCGUGGGACGCGCAACCGAUUGACGGAGGCUGAUUGCCGAGUUUCAUUGGAUGUGACGCCAGUAACGAGCUAAAGGUUUGGAGGACUGGAGGAGAAGAAGAAGAAGAAGAAGAAGAAGAAGAAGAAGAAGAAGAUUGGCUCGUGUUGAAAUCACACUCUCAACAUUCCCUUCGCCAAACAGGAAGUCGUCACCUCAGUGGGGGGCUGAGCUCCACUGAGAGGAACCCGAGAGAGAGGAGGCCGGAUUUGACGAUGACGACGACGAAGAUGCUGAGGGUCUUCCUGGUGUUAGCGGCACUCUGCGCCCUCUGUAGCCUGGCGGCGGCCAGCCGCAGGAAACACGACUCGGUGGAUCAUCGCUCCCACAGGCGCAGACACGCAGGUCACACAUCGCUGCACAGACACCGGCCCCGGGUGGGCAAGGAGGGUCAGGUGCUGCACAGGUCCAAAAGAGGUUGGGUCUGGAAUCAGUUCUUUGUCAUUGAGGAGUACACCGGACCGGAUCCUGUUCUGGUGGGACGGCUCCACUCCGACGUGGACUCGGGCAACGGCAACAUCAAGUACAUCCUUUCGGGCGAGGGCGCCGGGACCAUCUUCGUCAUCGACGACAAGACGGGCAACAUCCACGCCACCAAGACGCUGGACCGCGAGGAGCAGGCUCAGUACACGCUGACGGCGCAGGCGGUGGACCGAGACACCAACCAACCUCUGGAGCCGCCCUCCGAGUUCAUCGUCAAGGUGCAGGACAUCAACGACAAUCCUCCCGAGUUCCUGCACGGGCCUUACUACGCCAGGGUGCCCGAGAUGUCCAACGUCGGUACGUCGGUGAUUCAGGUGACGGCCACCGACGCCGACGACCCCACGUACGGAAACAGCGCCCGGCUGGUGUACAGCAUCCUGCAGGGACAGCCCUACUUCUCGGUGGAGCCGCAGACGGGUAUCAUUCGCACGGCGCUGCCCAACAUGGACCGCGAGGCGCGGCAGGACUACGACGUGGUGAUCCAGGCCAAGGACAUGGGCGGCCACAUGGGCGGCCUGUCAGGGACCACCGAGGUCAAAAUCACACUGACUGACGUCAACGACAACCCACCCAAGUUCCCACAGAGCGUGUACACCAUGUCCGUGUCCGAGGACAAAGUGGAGGGCGAGGAGGUGGGCCGUCUCAAGGCCAACGACCCCGACAUGGGAGACAACGGGAUGGUUAACUACCGGCUGAUAGACGGAGACGGCAUCGGGACGUUCGAGCUCAGCACCGACUCUGAGACCAGGGAGGCCGUCGUCAAGCUGAAAAAGCGCGUGGAUUUUGAGACCGCUAAGUUGUACACGCUGAAGUUGGAGGCCGUCAACAUGCACGUGGACCCCCACUACCUGGCCUGGGGGCCGUACAAGGACGAGGCCACGAUAAAGAUUUCGGUGGAGGAUGCCGACGAGCCGCCCGUGUUUGUGGCGCCCUCGUACACCUUUGAGGUGGAGGAGAACGCCCCCGCCGGCACUCAGGUGGGACGCGUCCACGCCCAGGACACGGACGCCGCCGACAACCCGGUCAGGUAUAUGAUUCCGCGUUACACGGACGUGGAGCAGUUCUUCAGCGUCAACUCUGAGGACGGCAUGAUCACCACCGCCAGACCGCUGGAUCGGGAGGCUCAGGCCUGGCACAACAUCUCCGUGUCGGCCACCGAGAUAGGAGGCCACCACCAGGACACCAAAGUGCGCGUCAACGUCAGAGUGAAGGACAGGAACGACAACGCUCCCGAGUUUGCCAUCGACAACGAAGUCCUCAUGUGUGACAAUGUUGCACCGGGGAAGGUUAUCGAAACGGUCAGUGCGGUGGACAAAGACGAGAUGGCCCACCGUCAGCACUUCACCUUCAGCCUGGCACCAGAGGUGGCGCACAACCAGAACUUCUCCCUCAAAGACAACGCAGACAGCACGGCCAGCGUCUACGUGCUGCGGAAGGGUUUCAGCCGGCUGACGCAGGACGUCUACUUCCUGCCGGUGGAGAUCAACGACAACGGCGUCCCGCCCAUGAGCAGCACCGGCACGCUGACGGUGCGCGUGUGCUCCUGCGACAGCAAGGACACCAUCUUGUCGUGCAACGUGGAGCCCUACGUGCUGCCCGCCGGCCUCAGCACGGGCGCGCUCAUCGCCAUCCUCGCCUGCAUGGUCAUCCUGCUGGUCAUCGUGGUUUUGUUUGUGGCGCUGCGGCGUCAGAAGAAGGAGCCCCUGAUCGUCUUCGAGGAGGAGGACAUCCGAGAGAACAUCAUCACCUACGACGACGAGGGCGGCGGAGAGGAGGACACGGAAGCCUUCGACAUCGCCACGCUGCAGAAUCCAGACGGCGCCAACGGUUUCCACCCGAGGAAGGACAUGAAACCGGAGCUCCAGUUCCCGCUGCGUCCCGGCGCCCACCCGGCAGCCAACAGCGUGGACGUGGACGACUUCAUCAAGACGCGCGUGGCCGAGGCCGACGGCGACCCCACCGCGCCGCCCUACGACUCCAUCCAGAUCUACGGCUACGAGGGCCGCGGCUCCCUGGCCGGCUCGCUCAGCUCUCUGGAGUCGGUCACCACCGAGUCGGACCUGGAUUAUGACUAUCUGCGCAGCUGGGGUCCGCGCUUCAAGAAGCUGGCCGAUUUGUACGGCACCAAAGACUGCUCCGCUCACGACGGGGACGACGACGACGACUGUUAACGGCGGACCCCCCCCCCCCACCCCCCCAGAAAUAAAAACAAAUUCCGAUGAUUCCAUGAGGAUUUUUGCUCCAACGGCUUCCCAGCUUUCUCCCGUUUCCUCCCAAAUAACGAAUGCCGAGAGCUCCCGACUUUACUUCUUACGGAGCGGAGCGGAGUCGGACGGGAAAAAUGUAUCACGUCACCCGUGUGUGUUUGGAAUUUACUUAGCGCAAAAAAAAAUACAAAAAAAAAUACAAAAAAAUGUUUAGCUGAAAUUAGAAGUUGUGUACACUUAACGUGGACUGGAUUCCCGCCGUUUGUUGUUGCUUGUGCGAUCUCACUUAGGACUCUGGGUUGUUGAUACUGUCUUGGCAGUACGGUGGCCUUAAAAUAAAUCAACAGCAACUCCGGAGGCCAACACGCGAUACGAGACGAACGACGUGAGAGGCUUCGUUCGGUAGCUACCAAAACCGCGACUGAGGCUCGGCGGUGGGGGAAAAAAACAACAACAACAACAACAACAACAAAAUCAAGACGGACCGAAUUGGACAUAGAAAAGCGUGGAGGACAAUUUGUUUUUUUGAUCCCUGGAUCCUGUGUCCUAGCAAUCACUUCCGCCGAGGGUUGCAAACAUUUCUGGGGAAAUCCAGCUAGGACGUUUUGGAAAUAGUCCAAAUUGGAAGCUUUCCAAGGGAAUUCAUCCGAAAUUGAGGGUAAUUCAAGCACGAAUAUAUAUAUUUCAAAAAAUAAUAAUGGUUUUGUCAUAAGCAGAUAUCAUUGCAAACGAUAGUUUUCAAGAGUCAAACUUAAAUGUGUUCAAUUCCAGUGGUUUUUGCAUUUACUCCUGCAAAUUCCCAUGGAAAGUUUCCAACUUUGAACAUUUUUGCAAGCCCGACGUCCGCCAAUGAUGAUGAUCAAUCAUAAACGAGUAAAAACCUGUGAGAUCUUAAAUAUCGCCUUAACGGACACUCGCAGUGCAUUCUAGCUAUCCAUUGUUGUUGUUUUUUGUUUUUUGUUUAUUGUUUUGUUUUCGAGUCCAAAAAGCAAGCUAGCUAGCCUCCAUGUUUGCAGAGAAUGUGCAAAACGAGCGGCGCGUUCCCCUCGUUCAAAACAAAACAGGAUACGACGUCUUUUUUUCUUUGUUUGUUUUUUGUUUUGGUUUUUUCCGAAAGGCCAGGCGACAUCUGUUGCAUCAACACGUGUUGCAAACGUUUCCGAAAAACUUUCGCCCACUCCCGGGAAGGCAGGUCGUCGUCUCUUUUUUUUUUUUUUUGGGUGGUUCAACAUCAUUUUUAUUAUACUACUAUAAUUAUUAUCAGUUUCUUUUUUGAUCACUAUUAUCAUUAUUAUUAUUAUUAUUAUGACUGUUGUUGUUUCUUUGGCGACGCGUAUUUCGCUCUUUGCUGCCAAAGAGUUACGUAGUCAAAUGACAACCUCAUGUUUGGUUUGGUUGCUUCUUUUGUUUUUUUGUUUUUGUUUGUUUGUUUGUUUGUUUUUUGUUGCUUGUUUUUGUCAUUUUUGGGCGUUUCAUCGUGGUUUCUCCCACUCGAGAGAAAACGCCUGGUUUUUAUUCUUCUGUCGAGUUUUAUGGUACCGAUUUGUACAAUUUUAAAAGUUCUUAUUUUUUAGUAUACAUGCAGAAUAUUCCAGUUACGAAAAAAAAAAUGUUAAGAUUUAAAAAAAAUAAAAAUAAAAAAAUACAAAUGAUUCAGCAUCACACUUAUAUUUUCUGAACAUUGUACUGUUGCUUUACUAUGUGCUUCAAUCCACGAAGCGAAAAAAACAACAACUUUGAAAUAAAUGAUCUUUUCAUAAAAUGA
This is a messenger RNA of Phyllopteryx taeniolatus (common seadragon), 4789 nucleotides long. It is a transcript of the gene cdh11, whose product is annotated as cadherin 11, type 2, OB-cadherin (osteoblast). The coding region runs from base 550 to 2988 and encodes 812 amino acids. The transcript is spliced from 16 exons. Gene Ontology annotation, molecular function: cadherin binding; calcium ion binding. NCBI's taxonomy places the organism in Eukaryota, Metazoa, Chordata, Actinopteri, Syngnathiformes, Syngnathidae. The record is from RefSeq and is a predicted model, not a curated record. Gene Ontology annotation, cellular component: adherens junction; plasma membrane; catenin complex. Gene Ontology annotation, biological process: cell morphogenesis; calcium-dependent cell-cell adhesion; homophilic cell-cell adhesion.